Auxenochlorella protothecoides is the source of this 1203-nucleotide messenger RNA. RefSeq lists its product as hypothetical. Bases 1 to 1203 code for a protein of 400 amino acids. The transcript has 6 exons. NCBI's taxonomy places the organism in Eukaryota, Viridiplantae, Chlorophyta, Trebouxiophyceae, Chlorellales, Chlorellaceae. The record is from RefSeq and is a predicted model, not a curated record.
AUGGCCCAGGGCAAUCACACCGACCUCCUGCGCCAGUUUGGGCUUGCACGCAAUCCGUUUGUGGAUCGCACCGCCGAGAAGACCUCCCUGGACCCGGUGUCCCUGUACGUCCACUCCGACCUGCAUGGCUUCACCCCCUCUGAGACCACCUACAUCUUCUUCGGGAGGCGGGGAAGCGGCAAGACCACCAUCCGGCUGAGCAUGCAGAAGGCUUAUGCUCAGCACAACGAGUCCGUGAGGGCCAGCGGCGUGUCCCGCGGCCACUUCAUCGUGGACCUGUCGCGCCCGGGCCACCUCACCGCCUGCCUGCGCACCUUUCAGGAGUCCACCGGCUGCACUGACGACAACUGGGACGCCAGCUUCGCUGACAAUUGGACUUCGGCCGACAUGGUGGAUUGCAUGAUGUCGUACGCGAUGACGCAGCUCGUGGCCAAGGUCACCGACUCCAAGUCCGCCACCGCCCAAGACAUGCUGCCCGCGCCCGUGCUGGCGUCCCUGCUCUCGUCCCUCUACUCCGCCCCCGACUCCGCCGAGACGGUGCGCGGGCUGACGGUCGGCGUGUCGGCGCACCAGAAGCUGGAGCGCCUGUCGGCCCUGCUGCGCACGCUGGGGUACGAGGGCCUGGCCGUCUUUGGCGACUGCUUCGACGAGGUGGUGCUGCUGGACCCGGUGCAGUACCCCGGCGCCAUCAAGGUCUUCGCGCGCGAGGUCUGCCGCAACGACCUCCUCAACUUUGGCCGCAUGCACUUCUUCUUCCCGGACUCGCGCCUCGCGCUGGACCUGAACACCGACAAGACGCUCAAGGAGGCGCGCUUCGACCGUCACUUCGUCCGCGACCUCACCUGGUCCCGGCACCAGCUGGAGGAGCUGGCGGAGCGCCGCUUCCUGGCCGCGCAGCUGGAGGCGCAGCGCCGCGCCGCCGCGGGCGCGGGGCACGCCGAGGCGCGCAAGGACGGCGGCGCGGGCCUGGCCAACGCCGACGUGUCCAGCGUGGCGGGGGGGAAGACCUACACCUUUGCAGACCUGUUCCAAGCGGUGCGAGUGGAGGACUUCAGCUCCUACCUCAGUAAGCUGUCCACGCCGCGCGAGCUCAUGAUCAUGAUGACCGAGAUGAUGGGCCGCAUGGAGGCGCACCCGGAGGGCGGUCUCACCGCCCAGGACAUGGAGAUCUCGGUGACCAAGGCGCUGGAGCAAGCGGUGUGA